This is a messenger RNA of Pezoporus occidentalis (night parrot), 5081 nucleotides long. RefSeq names its product protocadherin 18 (gene PCDH18). The record is from RefSeq and is a predicted model, not a curated record. The coding region runs from base 1593 to 5021 and encodes 1142 amino acids. Gene Ontology annotation, cellular component: plasma membrane. Gene Ontology annotation, biological process: homophilic cell-cell adhesion. Gene Ontology annotation, molecular function: calcium ion binding. NCBI's taxonomy places the organism in Eukaryota, Metazoa, Chordata, Aves, Psittaciformes, Psittacidae. The transcript has 4 exons.
ACACACACUCACACAAAAGAGGGAACAGAAAUCACAGCAUAAAUAGAUGCACUUGAACUGAGAAGAACCCACCAGGCUCUGUGACCUGGGUGCAGCCUGAAGCUCUCGUAACCAUCUGCAGCAUUUCUGGUGUACACAAAGUACAGGAUCCACUUGGUCAUAAGAUUCUUGUCUUUUGUGCAGAUGUGUUGCAGUGUAAACACGAAAACCAUUUUUUUUAACAAUAGCGGAGAGGCAAGGAACUUGCCAUUGUCAAAGCACUUAGUAUGUCCUGUGGCUUCUUUAAGACAUUUGGCAUGGAGGAGAUGUACUUAGCACAAAUCCUCUCUGUGAAGCAUGAAGAGCUUUUUCAACUAGGAUGGAAAAGAUCUUCUGGAGAACCACUGGAACAGCAGAGAUAGAAGCGCAGCAGCCGGCUCAGAGACAAUUGCCCACACAGAUACAGAUACACACACAUACAUACACACACGGGAGGACCAAAAUCGGGCAAAGGUAGCAGCAGCGCGGCGGGCGGGGGGAGCAGGGAGUGUACAGGAGUGUGCAGAAUGUUACUGACUUGGAGAGGAGGAGGAGGAGGGAGAGAUGUCCCUUUGCUCCACACAGGAGCACGGAUGUUGAAGAGAGGCAGGUAACUAGGUAAAUACGGAGCAGGAAGAGGCUCUGCCGGCAUGGCUGGCGAAAGGCGGGAGGCGGCACACCUCUCCCUCUCACUCCCCCAUCCCGGUUUACUAACCCAACACACUGAAAACCUCCGAGUUCGUUAAGACAACCUAAAAGUACGUAAAGGAGAAAGGGCGCGAUCACAUUUUUCGUGGCGGGAAGGGGAGGAAUUAAACCCAGAAACCCCGCUUGAAAGUGCCCUGAAAAAGGAGGGGGGCGUUGAUUUAAAGUUGCGUUUUAGUCAUUUGUGUGAGUGUGCGUAAAUGUGCCCCCCCUUCCCCUUCCCGGCGGCACACCGGCGACCAGCAGGGGCUGGGGGAGGAGCCGCCCCCUCCCGCUCCCAUUCCCCGUUUUCCCCAACGGGUCCCUCCCGCCCUCUUCCAGGUCCCCCCCCAUCCCCUUCCUCCCCCCUCCUCGGCGCGCCGGGCUGUCCCCGGGCUGAUUGGCUGGACGGGGCUCAGCACACGCCGGGUAAAAGCUUUGUCUGGGGAGUUGGAGCGAAGUUGCGGAGGAUUUUUAGGCUGCAGCCGGCGAGGGAGGGUGCUGAGUGCGGCGCGAGUGGGGAGGGGAGAGGAGGGAAGUAAAGAGCGGGGAGGCGCCGGGCGGGCGGUGGAUCCCGCGGCGCGUCCCGCGGGCUUCCCGGCGUUCUUGGAUGCUCACGGUGGAAGAGGAGCCCGCUGCCUCCACGACACGUUCCGUCCUGGAAGAGGAGCGGGGAGUCAAAUGAGAACGCGUGGAUUGCAUACGGCUUGUACCUGGAUGUCCUGGCGCGGUGUGUAUAUAGAAAAAUAUCCCAAACUUUUCUGAUCUGGUGAGAUAUUAAUCCUUGGCUGAGCAGAAAAGGCGUUUUCAAGUUUGGAAGGACCAGAUGUGCGCAGGGCUUAAGGUACGGAAGGCAGCCGCGAUAAUUGCUUUUUAACUUGCUUGGAGAAAUGAAUUGCAAAAACUUACAAAUGCGCCGAGUCGGCGGUAAAAUGCACUUUAUAUUCAUUUUUGCACUGAUGAUAAUAUCUUUCAAUAAGGCUGUGCUGGGCAAGAAUUUGAAAUACAGGAUUUAUGAGGAGCAGAGAAUCGGAUCGGUAAUUGCAAGACUGUCGGAGGAUGUAGCUGAUGUUUUAUUAAAAAUGCCUAACCCUUCCUCGGUGCGAUUUCGAGCCAUGCAAAGGGGGAAUUCUCCCUUGCUUGUAGUCCGUGAGGAUAACGGAGAGAUCAGCAUAGGAGCUAAAAUUGAUCGGGAGCAACUCUGCCAGAAAAACUUAAACUGCUCCAUAGAGUUUGAUGUGAUCACUCUGCCCACUGAACAUCUGCAGCUAUUCCAUGUUGAAGUUGAAGUGCUGGAUAUUAAUGACAACUCUCCCCAGUUUUCCAGAGCUCUUAUCCCUAUCGAGAUAUCAGAGAGUGCAGCAGUGGGAACACGGAUCCCUUUGGACAGCGCUUUUGAUCCAGAUGUAGGGGACAACUCACUGCACACUUACUCCCUUUCUGCAAAUGAUUUUUUUACUAUUGAGGUGAGAACCAGGACUGAUGGUGCCAAGUAUGCGGAGCUGAUUGUGGUUAGAGAGCUGGACCGGGAGUUGAAGUCAAGUUACGAACUCCAGCUCACUGCCUCAGAUAAAGGGGUGCCUCAGAGGUCUGGCUCAUCCCUCCUGAAAAUAAGCAUUUCUGAUUCCAAUGACAACAGCCCUGUUUUUGAGCAACAGUCAUAUGUAAUCCAGCUCCUAGAAAAUUCUCCGGUUGGGACUUUGCUCAUAGACCUCAAUGCCACUGAUCCAGACGAGGGCGCUAACGGUAAAGUGGUCUACUCCUUUAGUAGUCAUGUGUCUGCCAAAAUUAUAGAGACUUUUAAUAUAGAUCCAGAAAAAGGACACCUAACCCUCCUGAAGCAAGUGGACUAUGAAGUAACCAAAUCCUAUGAAAUUGAUGCUCAGGCUCAGGAUCUGGGGCCAAAUUCCAUUCCAGCUCACUGCAAGAUUAUAAUUAAAGUUGUGGACGUGAAUGACAACAGACCCGAAAUUAACUUAAACCUGAUGUCUCCAGAGAAAGAGGAGGUAGCUUACAUUUCUGAAGGGUCACCUCUGGACACUUUUGUUGCCCUGGUCAGAGUGCAAGACAAGGACUCUGGUGUGAAUGGAGAGAUAAUUUGCAAGCUCCAUGGACAUGGUCACUUUAAACUCCAAAAGACUUAUGAAAAUAACUACUUAAUCUUGACUAAUGCCACUCUAGAUAGGGAAAAGAGAUCUGAAUACAGCUUGACUGUAAUAGCAGAGGACAAGGGAACGCCCAGUCUCUCCGCAGUGAAACACUUUACUGUCCAAAUCAGUGAUGAAAAUGACAACCCACCCCGCUUCCAGACAAACAGAUAUGAAGUUGUUAUCUUGGAAAAUAACUCUCCAGGAGCGUACAUUACAUCAGUCACAGCCACAGACCCAGAUCUAGGUGACAAUGGCCAGGUGACAUACACUAUUUUGGAGAGCUAUAUUUUAGGAAGCUCUAUAACCACCUAUGUGACCAUCGAUCCCUCCAAUGGAGCAAUCUAUGCCCUGAGAACCUUUGACCACGAGGAAGUAAAUCAAAUUGCCUUCAUGGUUCAAGCUAGGGAUGGAGGGAGUCAGCAGCUUGUUAGCAAUACCACGGUGGUACUAACCAUCAUUGAUGAAAAUGACAACGCUCCUGUCAUCGUGGGGCCAGCUCUACGCAACAGUACAGCAGAAAUCUCAAUCCCUAAAGAUGCUGGAAUUGGCUUUCUUGUCACCAGGAUAAGGGCUACAGACAGAGACUCUGGUAUGAACUCUGAACUCAGCUGCUCUAUAGUAGCUGACAAGGAAAACAGCAUCUUUGUGAUGGAUCCCAAAACCUGUGACAUAUCUAUCAAUGUGAGUGUUGAAUCAGUUCCAGCAAAACAAUGGGAGUUUUUUGUCAUAGUCCAGGAUAAGGGCAGUCCUCAGCUUAGUACAAAAGCACUUCUCAGAUGUACUGUUUUUGAGUAUGUCUAUUCAUUUGCAAGCACAGAAGCAACUUUGGUAAGCCAACCCUCCCUGGAUGUCUCCAUGAUAACAAUUAUAUCCUUGGGAUCCAUAUGUGCUGUGUUGUUGGUCAUUAUGGUCAUUUUUGCCACAAGAUGUAAUCGAGAAAAAAAGGACACCAGGUCCUACAACUGUCGUGUGGCAGAAUCGACCUACCAGCACCACCCAAAGCGACCCUCAAGACAGAUCCACAAAGGGGACAUUACGUUAGUGCCAACGGUUAAUGGCACUUUACCCAUCAGAUCUCACCACAGAGCUUCUCCAUCAUCAUCUCCGACUCUGGAGAGGGGACAAAUGAGCAGCCGGCAGAGCCACCACAGCCACCAAUCUCUCAACAGCCUGGUGACAAUUUCCUCUAACCACGUGCCUGAAAAUUUCUCACUGGAACUCACCCAUGCUACUCCUGCUGUUGAGCAGGUUUCCCAGCUUCUCUCAAUGCUUCACCAGGGCCAGUAUCAACCAAGGCCAAGUUUUAGAGGAAACAAGUAUUCCAGAAGCUACAGAUAUGCCCUGCAAGAUAUGGAUAAAUUCAGCUUGAAAGACAGUGGCCGAGGUGACAGUGAAGCGGGAGACAGUGAUUAUGAUUUGGGAAGAGAGUCUCCAAUUGACAGACUUCUUGGGGAAGGAUUCAGUGACCUUUUCCUUACAGAUGGGAGAAUUCCUGCAGCGAUGAGGCUGUGCACAGAGGAGUGCCGGGUUCUGGGGCACUCUGACCAGUGCUGGAUGCCCCCACUGCCCUCUCCCUCCUCUGAUUACAGAAGUAACAUGUUCAUCCCUGGGGAGGAGUUCCAGUCACCUCAGCUGCAGCAGCAGCAGCAGCAGCAGCAGGGCCUUGAGGAAGAUCCACAGCCUGCUGACAUGAGUGAGAAGAAGAAGAGCUUUUCAACAUUUGGUAAAGACUGCCAGAGCGAGGAGGAGUCGGGGGACAACUGCACCUCCUCUCUCCUCUCUGAAAUGAGCAGCGUCUUCCAGCGCCUGCUGCCUCCCUCCCUAGAUGCCUACACAGAGUGCAAUGAGAUGGAUCGCUCCAGCUCGCUGGAGCGCAGGAAGGGACAUUUGCCAGCCAAGACUGUGAAUUAUCCACAGGGGGUGGCAGCCUGGGCAGCCAGCACACAUUUCCAGAAUCCUGCCAACAACGGGCCCGCUCUGGGGACUCACUCGGGUGCGCAGCCUUCCUCCAAAUGGCUGCCAGCCAUGGAGGAGAUCCCAGAGAAUUACGAAGAAGAUGAUUUUGACAACAUGCUCAACCACCUCAGUGAUGGGAAACACGAACUCAUGGAUGCCAGUGAGCUGGUGGCAGAAAUUAACAAGCUGCUGCAAGAUGUGCGGCAGAACUAAUUGUUUCAAAAGCCUAUUUUUCCAUAUUUAUGGAAAACUGGAGAAAAAAAACAACAAACC